Messenger RNA from Pseudo-nitzschia multistriata, 4829 nucleotides. Lineage: Eukaryota; Bacillariophyta; Bacillariophyceae; Bacillariales; Bacillariaceae. The record is from the annotation of a GenBank genome assembly.
CGUAAUUUCGGAACCACAAACAAGAACAUCAUCGUCUACCUUCCACCAGCCAAUGCUUCCUUUCAAUGCUUUUUUAGCAGACGACGUUUGUUAUCUCAAAGAAAGCCUWCAUCAAGAGGGCUCGAAACGAUUGAUAGAAGUUGCGUGGGCGUACGACAUCUGUGUCACGCAACAAUCUCUUGCAAUGCCAAGUGUGUAUUUAUCAUCAAUAUAAGACUGAAAAAUCACAGAAUAAUCUAUGGUCAUGACUWCCACUUUCUUAUCUGUUGCUAUGACUGAUCUUGAUAUCCACAAGAGUAGAUGUCAUAGUCAGCCAUGCAUCGCUGAACAAUUUUCUACWAUCUCCCAAGACGAUGCAGCUCGUUCCUUUUUAGUCGAAACAAAUGCUGAUGCAGACGACGCCUCUUCUAUAUCAAUCUCACUGUCAUCUGGCGUUUUUCCUGUAGAAAAACUUUACGGAAGGGAAAUCCAGAAAGCCUCAUUAUUUGACGCCUAUGAUCGUAUUGUCCGAAAACGAACAGCAACCGAUGUAGGCAAUGAAAUGAAUAAUGAACAAGACUUCAUUUUGGUGUCGGGUAGUGCCGGUACGGGCAAGACAAGUCUAGUUGAGUUAUUGCGCCAAAAGAUACAACAUGAAGGUGGUUAUUUCUGUACUGGAACAGUCGAUCAGUUCAACCAACGAGGCCCUAUUGCACCGCUUGCUGACGCUUUUGCAGACUACGUUCAGCAACUUUUCAAUCAAGGCGACCCGAUCGAAAUUUACGAGACACAAUGUCGGAUACGAACUACUAUUGAUGAAACUGAGCUAGAGAGGUUGCAAGGCAUCGUACCUUCCUUGAAACGAUUGCUCGGAAACGAUACGAUAAAGAGUAUCCAAUACGAUAGCGAAGAGGAAGACUAUGUUGAUAUCAAACACGAAUCCGAUAUCCAAGAUGAGAACAUGGAAAAGCGAGGACGUUGCUUCUUUGCAAUGGCAAAGCUUAUGCGAACAAUUGCUAGAUCGAAACAAUCUGUGGUGAUAGUGAUCGACGAUUUGCAUUAUGCCCAAGAACACGUAUUUGAGUAUCUGAAGGGGAUGGUAUUAGAUGAUAGAAACAAGUCGAUGGUAUUUUUGGGCAUAUGCCGAUCUGACAUCCUACCAUCGGACGCCCCCAUUACCAAGUUUUUAAGAGGGAUAGAGGACAGUUCAGUCCGAAUAACCAACAUUGAGCUAGAAAAUCUGGAUUUUCAUGAUGUGGAAGACAUGGUCAAGGACUGUUUUCUGCGGUCACAUGAACAAAUCACCUCUCUUUCAAAUUUCAUGUUCAAGACUUCUGCUGGCAACCCCCGCUCACUUGUCACCAUUGUUGAAAGUAUCCRAGUCGAACCUAAUUUCUUAUUUUACGACAACGCGAUCAACACUUGGAGCAUCAACACGCAUAUUGCAGGGAAUCUUMUGAACCACUGUCCUUAUCCUUUGUUGSAAAAGAAACUUGAUUCAUACCCUUCCAAAGAAAAGGAGGUACUGAUGGUCAUGGCUUGUUUGGGAUCAUGCUCCACACUAAAUAUGAUUCAAGAAGCUCUUCAAGAAUAUGUCAGCGAUGCUAUCACACAACUAGUCAAGAGGGGAAAUUUAAAGCACGACGCAAACAUGAAUACGUAUACGAUACGCUCUAAUGCAGUUCAAGAGGCAUGCUAUUCUCUUAUUGGAGAAGAUAUACAGCCAGGAUUUCAUCUUGAGAUUGGGCUUCGCCUGAUGCGGUAUCUACCUGCCGAAGAACUCGAUGACAACUUAUUUUGUGUCGUGCGACAAAUGCAAUUAGGUGUAAACCUACUUCAAGCUCAGGACCAAGAAACGAAAUACAAAGUUGCCAUUCUAUUCGUCAGAGCAGCAGAAAAAGCCACCGUGAGUUUCUCAUUUAGAGAAGCUCACGAUUAUCUGAGUGCCGCACACAGCCUUUUAGGUCCUAGUCAUUGGAUCGACGCAUAUAAAUUAAGUCUUUCACUGUAUAACAAUUUGGCUGAGACCGAAUUCAUUCUUCAUGACGGUGAUCGUGUCGAUAGUCUCUUGUCGGAUAUCGAUAAAUUCGGUCGAAAYCUCUCAGAUAAACUGAGGGCAUACACUACAAUGGUUCAUGUAUUGGGGGUUCGAGGCCAGAAAAUUGCGGCGAUUGAUAAGGGGAUUUCGAUCCUAGCUGACUUAAAUGUUCAUUUGCCAAGACACCRAAGUGCAGCCAAGUUYGUCUUGUCCCUCGCAAAAAUCGAGCGAGGACUGAAGCGAAAAACGAAUGAAAUGCUUUUGCGAUUGCCCCGCAUGGAAGAUGAAAAGCAAUCAAGGGCGAUGAAAAUACUGAACUUGCUAUUUGUUUAUAGCUUCGAGUAUUGCCCAGACCUAUUUCCMUAUGUUGUCUUCAAAAUGAUGAAAAUAACCCUAACGCAAGGAUUGAGUGCCAUGUCUUCAGUGGCAUUUGCAGGGUACGGUGCCUUGCUCUGUUUAUUGGGGAAAGUGGAUCAUGGACAAAGGUACGGGGACCUUGCCCUAGAUAUCACGAAUCGAUAUUCUACUAUUUUGUUCAACUCUCGUUGCAUCGCAAUGGUCUAUGGCAUCAUCAGACCUUCUAUCGCGCCAUUUCAGUAUUCUUUCGAAAUCCUGCGAGAAGGCCAUCGUGUGGGUCUAUUAUCUGGGGAUAUUGACUGCGCAAUGCUUAAUGCACAUUUGCAAUUUGGUUUAAUGAUGGUUAUGACCGACGGCAUUAAAGUGGUAGAUAUCAUAGGAAGUAUGAAGAAAUUGAUCGAUCUGACUGAAAGAAAUGGUCAUGCUCAUCACGUAAGUUACGCUAGAAGAUGUGCUUGAGGUGCUUUCUUCACUCUUGCAUUUCCGCACUUAACUGAACUCUCUUUUCUUAAUUGUGAAAUCAGUUAAGACUACUUUACAACCUCAUAUCAUUACUGGAAAUUGGCUCAAAUCCAGACGAAGAUCUGUUGAAUUGUCUCACUCCAAUUGAAGAUGGAUUGAAACAUGCGUUGGACACUCGAAGUGCUUUUGCUCUUACAACUAUGUGCAACUUGAAGAGUUUCUUUUUGCUAAUGGCUGGACAAUUCCAACUUGGUUUGGACGCGACCGCUUUCAGCAAGACCGUAUUGAAUAGUAUCACCAUGAAAACGGAUCAAUCCAUUCUAAAUGGGUUUCUCCUUUACGUGCAAGGACUUUUAACUUUUGGAGCAGCGCGACAGCAAACGAACCAAACGAUCCGGAAUAAAUUGAUCCGUCGUGGAAAGAGAACAGUGAAUGUUAUGAAAGUUUUUACAUCGAAAAAUCCAACAAGGUUCGGUGGUCAACUCGCCCUUUUAGAAGCAGAGUUUGCAGCACUUUCACACAAUUACACUCUGGCGAAACAAAAAUACACCGAGGCAAUUGAAUUCGCUGAUGCYCACGAACGGCUUGUCGAGGUUGGUCUUGCCAAUUUUUUCAAAGGUUUGCAUUUAUCUAACGACAUGAGAAAUCCAACAGAUGGUAUAGUGUAUUUUGAAAAUGCAAUCCGAAAUUACGAUGAAUUUGGAUUAUGUGUUGCGGGCAAAUAUUGUAGAGAGAUUGUGAACAAUAUGAAAGARUAAAGAUACAACCAACCACUCUUUAGCGACGAUCGGCUACGUUUAGACAAAAGGUCAACUCUGUUUUGCGCAAAACGAAGCUGAAGCCUCUGCUUUGAAGUAGUUUUAAAAUGUUGUUAAAUAACAAUUUYGUUACUAUCAACACGCCUCUUCAAUCCGCUCCAUUCCAUCUCUUCUGAUUCUCAACCAGGUAGGUUUGUAGCGACAGCAGAUGUGACAAACCCUACUGAGUGUUUCCCCCAUUUCUUCGGUGCUCUUUGGCAAAGCCGAGUCAUCUAAGCUACCUGCACAAGGCCAUAUAGUAUCGGGUUGUUCAUCGUAGACAAUAGUCAUCACACUUUGGCACAUAUUACAAACGUGGCGGCUACCGAAAGGCGUCGUUCGGACGAGUUGUAACGCAGAAGACGAUGUCAAUGUUUCUGUUUCUACUCCUUUCGUACAGACAAUCCAUCGAAAAUUUCGCUUCUCUACCGGAAUCCAAGUCAUGAACGGACUCCCUGAUAGUUCUCGGCACAGCCGACAAUAGCAAUGUUGCAUCUCGGUCGGAUGCGUGAGAAUAAAUUCAUAACGACAUGCUCCGCAAGCACAUCCACCGAACCACUCCAACGGGGUUGGUAACGUUUGGCAAUGAUCGUCAUCAUAGAUAUAGUCACGGUCUUCAUUUUCGGGGAGAGCGCGUGCCCAAACAGAUUUCGUUUUGUCGAAGUGGAGAUUAUUUUCGGAUCGAUCCAGUUGUUCCUUCCAACAAUUUGCAGUGUCUGGGUGUAUUGUAUCGUCUAUCACCGGGCCUAAAUUGAGUAGGCACUUUGUGUCUGGUGCUAUUUUUCGUUCUGCAUAUUUUUUCUCUUCCUUAUCGUCAUCGUCAUCGACCUUGUCCCCGCCAUCACCAUGAGCAGUCUCCUCAGACGAAAAAAGAUGCUGCGGAACCAGCAAUAAUUUGCUAGAGCAGUUUUUGCAAAACCAACGCUCGACCGGACCAAACUCGUUGCAAUCCGAGGAAAAUUUUCCAAUCUUGUCUCUGCCUUGACGAACGAAAAUAUUGCUCCAAUCUGUCUCGAGAAAGCUUGCAUACGCACCCGUAUGAUACCGUCGGCAGCCCCGACAGUGGCAGUUUAUUGCGCGAUUCCGUGAUGUACAGUUACCAUUAUCGCCCCCUCCUUUGGCGCUUGGAUUCCCAAAUACAUCGAUCACAAGACUCCCGCAACGACAACUUGACCGAAUAGAUUUUAGUCCGGCAG